Molecule: messenger RNA, 4614 nt
Organism: Mobula hypostoma (lesser devil ray)
Lineage: Eukaryota; Metazoa; Chordata; Chondrichthyes; Myliobatiformes; Myliobatidae
Product: zinc finger protein 850-like
Exons: 4
Coding region: 632-2932 (766 amino acids)
Biological process (GO): regulation of transcription by RNA polymerase II
Molecular function (GO): DNA-binding transcription factor activity, RNA polymerase II-specific; RNA polymerase II cis-regulatory region sequence-specific DNA binding
Source: RefSeq, a predicted model, not a curated record
CACAAUAGCAGCACGUGAAGACCCAGCCUGGAGUUCAAGGCUGGAAUCUUGAGAGCUCGGAUCAGAGGCCUAAAGUUAUACAGCUCUCGUAACAAGUUAGACCAGCGGUGAGAGAUUUAUAGGAAGAAAAACCCCAACUGGAAGCAAACCACUUCUGAAGACGAGGGAACAACAGCAAGUGAACCAGCUCAAGGAUUGAGAGCAUCAACUGGAUAGGACCCAUCUGACUCAGAGCUUCCAGUGAUUCAGUCAGGAGAAAGUUUGGUUAAAAAUGACAAGGAGUUUGUCUGCUGGAAUCUUGAACACAACACGCCAGUUUUGCUGUCUCUGUCCAGAUAUUUAAGAAGUGGAGGAAGGGAAUCACUCGAUCAUCUGACCGAUUGGCAUGCCCGUCAUUUUACACAGGAGGAACCCAUUCAUCUGAUCAGACGGUGGGAAUUGAUUCAGUCGGUCAUUUCAACUAUAGGUACAUCAGCAAGUUCACACUGGGACAAGGCCAUUCAUCUGUUUUGUGUGUGAGAAGAGAUUCAUUCGGUCUUCCCACUUGUGGACACACCAGUCAGUUCACACUGGGCAGAGGCUGGUCAUCUGCUGAAUUUGUGGGGAAGGAUUCACUCGGUCAUCUGAGUUAAUGGCUCACCAGCGAGUUCACACUGAGGAGCGGCCGUUCACCUGCUUGGACUGCGGGAAGGGAUUCACUUGCUCAUCUAAGCUGAAGGUACAUCAGCGUGUUCACACUGGGGAGAGACCAUUCACCUGCUCAGACUGUGGGAAGGGAUUCAGUCAGUCAUUUCACCUCAGAAGGCACCAGUCAGUUCACACAGGGGAGAGGCCAUUCACCUGCUCAGACUGUGGGAAGGGAUUCACUUGCUCAUCGAAACUGAAGGAACAUCAGCGAUUUCACACUGGAGAGAGGCCAUUCACCUGCUCAGACUGCGGGAAGGGAUUCACUCAAUCAUCCAACCUACUGGCACACAAGUCACUUCACACUGGGGAGAGUCCGUUCACCUGCUCAGACUGUGGGAAGGGAUUCAAUUGCUCUUCUAAGCUGAAGGUACAUCAGCGAGUUCACACCAGAGAGAGGCCAUUCACCUGCUCAGACUGUGGGAAAGGAUUCACUCAGUCAUCCCAACUGGAGGUACAUCAGCGAGUUCACACUGGGGAGAGGCCAUUCACCUGCUCAGACUGUGGGAAGGGAUUCACUCAGUCAUCUAAACUGAAGGUACAUCAGCGAGUUCACACUGGAGAGAGGCCAUUCACCUGCUCAGAAUGCGGGAAGGGAUUCACUCAGUUGGGCAACCUACUAGGACACAAGUCAGUUCACACUGGAGAGAGGCCAUUCACCUGCUCAGACUGCGGGAAGGGAUUCAUUUGCUCAUCCCAACUGAAGGUACAUCAGCGAGUUCACACUGGAGAGAGGCCAUUCACCUGCUCAGACUGUGGAAAGGGAUUCAUUUGCUCAUCCCAACUGAAGGUACAUCAGCGAGUUCACACUGGAGAGAGGCCGUUCACCUGCUCGGACUGUGGGAAGGGAUUCACUUCGUCAUCCGACCUGAAGGUACAUCAGCGAGUUCACACUGGGGAGAGGCCGUUCACCUGCUCAGACUGUGGGAAGGCAUUCACUUCGUCAUCUAACCUGAAGGUACAUCAGCGAGUUCACACUGGCAAGAGGCCAUUCACCUGCUCAGACUGUGGGAAGGGAUUCACUUGCUCAUCCGAACUGAAGGUACAUCAGCGAGUUCACACUGGGGAGAGGCCGUUCACCUGCUCAGACUGUGGGAAGGGAUUCACUUGGUCAUCUAACCUGAAAGUACAUCAGCGAGUUCACACUGGUGAGAAGCCAUUCACCUGUUCAGACUGUGGGAAGGGAUUCACUUUGUCAUCUCAGUUACUGAGACACCAGUCAGUUCACACUGGGGAGAGGCCAUUCACUUGCUUGGACUGUGGCAAGGGAUUCACUUGCUCAUCUAAACUGAAGGUACAUCAGAGAGUUCACACUGGAGAGAGGCCAUUCACUUGCUCAGACUGUGGGAAGGGAUUUACUAAUCGGUCAUCUGACAUAAUGGCUCACCAGCGAGUUCACACUGAGGAGAAACCGUUCUCCUGCUCAGACUGUGGGAAGGGAUUCACUAAAUCAUCUCAGCUACUGAGACACCAGUCAGUUCACACUGGAGAGAGGCCGUUCACCUGCUCAGACUGUGGGAAGAGAUUCACUCGUUCAUCCACCCUACAGAGACACCAGCGAGUUCACACUGGGGAGAGGCCGUUCACCUGCUUAGACUGUGGAAAGGGAUUCACUCAGUCAUCCACCCUAUUGGCACACCAGUCAGUUCACAGUGGGGAGUGGCCAUUCACCUGCUCACACUGUGGGAAGGGAUUCACUCGGUCAUCUGCUCUGCUGACACACCAGCGAGUUCACAAUGGGGUGUGGCCAUUCACCUGCUCAGACUGUGGGAAGGGAUUCACUCGGUCAUCUCAUCUACAGAGACACCAGCGAGUUCACACUGGGGACAAACCGUUCACCUGUUCAGACUGUGGGAAGGGAUUCUCUCAGUUAUCCUCCCUACAGAGUCACCAGCGAGUUCACACUGGGGAGAAGCCGUUUACCUGCUCAGACUGUGGAAAGGCAUUCACUCACUCUUCCACCCUUUUGGCACACCAGCGAGUUCACACUGGGGAGAGGCCGUUCACCUGUAGUGAAUGUGGGAAAGGAUUCACUCGGUCAUCUCAUCUACAGAUACACCAACGAGUUCAUACUGGGGAGAGGCCGUUCACCUGCUGUGAAUGUGGGAAGGGAUUCGCUCGGUCAUCUCAUCUACAGAUACACCAGCGAGUUCACACUGGGGAGAGGCCGUUCACCUGCUUUGAAUGUGGGAAGGCAUUCACACGAUCAUCUCACCUACUGAAACACCAGCAAGUUCACACUGGGUAGAGGCCGAUCACCUGCUCAGACAUUGGGAAGAGAUUCUCUCAGCCAUCUCCACCAAAUGUGCAUCAUUGAGUUCACACUGGGGAGAGGCCGUUCACCUGCUGUGAAUGUGGGAAGGGAUUUACUCAGUCAUCUAAGCUUGUGACACACUACUGGGAUCACACUGGGGAGAAAGUUUCAGUAAGCUGCAUUCUGGAUAUUUGUCCAUCACCGUUGCUGAAUGCAAUUUUGAGAGUGACUGUCGGUGCUGAACUCUGCAAAUAUUGCUGCUGCUCACCACACCCAGUUCUGCACCCUGAUCACUGGGCAUGGGAGGAGUUUUUUCUGCUGCAUAUUCACCUUUAAUGGGACUGGAGUUUAAUAUUCUGGAUCUGAGACAAAUAAAUCAGUUCUAUUUUAAACUCUGUCUCCGGUACUUAGUGAAUUUAUAACACACCUAGUGUACAGUAGAGAGUCAACUCAGGCCAGCUGGACCCUGCCAGUGAUUCUGUUCCACGACAGUCCUUUUAAAUCCUCCCCUGUUUCCCUUUUGCUCUCCCUGUGGUGAUGGGUUCCACACAGUCACCACGCUGCAGGUGAAGAGGUUUCCCUUGAAUUUUCUGCAGACUGAAGAAGUGGAGCUGACUGCAGUUCUGUCUGAGAUGUUCUUCGCCCCUCAAAUCUCUGGACUGAGGAAAAAUGACAUUGAUAGUUAACCUCCUUAAUUAUGACUCAUUUCCACAUAAUAGGUCAUUUUCUCUGCUUCUAAAGGGUUGUUUGAAAACACCACUGUCCUAAAGACUGAAAGCAGAAAUGGUUUUAUCAAUUGAACGAGUUGUUCCUGCUUGUUUACCCUUUAAUAUGAUAUCCGGAUGGUUAUUAUGGAUUGUCCUAUCUGAAAUAAUGUAUUGAUUAUCAUAUAAUUUGUAAGAUUUUGACUGAAAAAUUGGAUCAGGCUUAAAUUUAUGGUGCCUUUAUGAAGUGAUGGAGGACAUUCAUGAGUUUGUAUUUCAAAGCAAGAUUUUGGUGAAUGAUAUUUGCCACUUGAUUGUAACUUUGUAAAUAAUCAGAUUGAGUUAAACGACUCCAGGAUCCUGGAAUGUGUUGCAUUGUGUCUGGUUUCUCUUGGCAUUUUCUGCACUUACUGCCUUGUUUGUGUUUCAUGUAUUUUCAAUUUUUUUUCCUUUUGUUAACCACCUUGUCCUGUAUUUCUGCAAGGAACCCCUCUGUUUCUGGGAAGAGAUCUCCAACUCUGUCAGGUGCUCGAUGCUUCCUUGUCACCAUCUCGUCUGCACAGAUCAUUGGGAUGUCUCCCAUGGAGGGCCAUACUCAUUCCACUGGUUAAUGUUUUCUGCCAGAGUGAUAAUUCAUUUUUAUGAGUUGGCCUCUCAUUUAAGUUUUCGGGUCUGUAUUUCUUAUCAUGAUUGCAUAUACAUUUUUGAUGAAAGUAUAUACUUGGAAGUUUUAACUGACUGUUGUGUGAUUUAUUUUCAUGUGUGUUAUUUCUCUUCCUCCUUUUGUCCAAGUUAGUCCAAGGUAGGGGUUGAACGUAAAUAGUAUUUUCUAAAGUUUUCUGAAGUUCUUAUUUAUCUUUGUAAAUUUUACUGAUUUAAAUGGGACCAAGUUAUUUUUAUAAAAAAAAGUCAAUAUCGGUAUUGAUGAAAGUUUUUAUUGCCUUUGUUCUAUUUGCUAACUAUUGAGUUCUG